CCGAGGUCAUGCCUCAGUCAUGCCUCAGUAACGAGUACUUCGUUGUCAAAUCUUCAACUGAAGCAGACAGAGCAGUAGCUAUUCAGUUCAUUAUCUGGUACAAUGGCUUAUAAGCACUUAUCCCUCCUGGCUUUUCCUAUAUCUCUACUAAUCUCGACUGUACUAUGCCAAACUCCAAUUCCUAAGAAGCCGCUUGGCUUUGUGUUUAACAAUGGAAAGUCUAGUGCACCCGUUCAUCUGGAAAUCUACGCCGAUUUAACKUGUCCUGACUGUCAGCAAGCAUGGCCAACUAUCAAACAAGUCGCUGAAGUUUACGGCCCUGACAAGGUCCGUGUGGUAUUUCAAUCGUUCCCUCUACCAUACCACACCAACUCCUUUGUUGCAGCGCAGAGUGUUGCUGUUGCUGAAGGAGUCAAUGCCACUCUUGUGUUUCCAUGGAUCGAUGUUUUGUUCAAGAACCAAAACCAAUUGUACAACUUUCAAACAAUGGACAAGAAUAGAUUUGACAUCAACAAUAUCGUAGCUUCUUUGGCUCCUAAGGCAGAUAUAAGUCAAUCUGCGAUGAAAGACGGUCUUUCUGAAGCGAGCUAUGAAGGGCAAGCUCGUCUGUCGUGGAAACAUGGAUGUUCAAAAACUGUUGCAAGUACUCCAUCUUUCUUCAUCAACGAUGUGAUAGUGAAUGAAGCCGAUGCUUCAUGGACACUCGACCAAUGGAAGAAACUUAUCGACUCACUUUUGCAAAAAUAAGCACUUGUCAAACGACAACUGUAACAAUUUUGCUCAUGCGUAAUUUAAUAUAUCAAGUAUGUAUGCGCAUCGAUAAUGAUAGAUGUACUAUUUUUAAAUAAACAAUAAUCAUAUUCCAA
This is a messenger RNA of Exaiptasia diaphana, 866 nucleotides long. RefSeq lists its product as uncharacterized. The record is from RefSeq and is a predicted model, not a curated record. Lineage: Eukaryota; Metazoa; Cnidaria; Anthozoa; Actiniaria; Aiptasiidae. The coding region runs from base 103 to 747 and encodes 214 amino acids. The transcript has 4 exons.